GUCGUAGCGCGCAGUAGUGCGCUAGUGUUGCCGGAGUGCGCCCGCGUCCGCGUAGCAGCGUAGCGCUCGCGUAGCCGCAACUACUUUACGUUCAGUGUCGCCUUCUAGUGUUCUAUUGUAAUUAUUACGAGAAGAUAUCGAACUAAAUAUUCUGGAUGUGCAGAUACUCAACUGUAUAAACGUGAGCACCUGAGGGCGAUGAGUCGCGCGACAGAGGCGACAACUCCGACCUGUACCGAACUCAUUCCUUGCGAAACGACUGACGCGCACUGACAGCGCGUGACGCCAACAUGGACCUGUCGUCGAUAUCGCCGCUGCAGCUGCUGCAGAACGCCACGGACAUGCUGAACUCGACCAACGAUGACACGUGGUACCUGUCGGACAGCGCGGCCGAGAUGUGGAGCAUGAACGUCACCAACAGCACGAACAGUACGAGUGAAGUGCCGGCGCGGCCCAUGAGCCGCUCGCUCGGCCUCGUGGUCAAGGUGGUGUACGCCAUCGGCAUCGUCGGCAACGCGUGCGCCAUCAUCGCGCUGCGCCGCGGCGAGCGACGCAUCAGGAACAGGAAGCAUCUGCUGCUGCUCACCUCGCUCGCCGCCAACGACCUGGUCGCGCUGGUGGGCAUGAUGUGCGCGCUGCUGGUGAGCGAGCUGGUGCCGGGCGCGGGCGGCUCGCGCGCCUACUGCGCCGCGCGCGUUGUGCUGCGGGUCUUCGGCAUCGGCUCCGUGUGCAUCGCCGUCACCAUGGCCAUGGAGCGCUACCUCGCGCUCACCAGGCCCUUCCUCUACCAGAAGCAAGUGACGUACUACGUGAUCCGCACGGCGCUGCUGGCGUCGUGGUUCUGGGCGGCGGCGCUGACGUGCGCGCCCAUCCUGGGGCUCGGCCGCUACUACAACGAGCCCGCGCGGGAGUGCGUGCGCUACCGCAACGCCGUCACCCUCAGCGACUUCGCCUACGCCAUCGUCUACGUCGUCUUCGGCACGAUGCUGUGCGUGGUGCUGGUGUACUGCAACCUGGCCGUGAUCCGCGCGCUGUACGCGAUCUCGGCGCCGCGCGGCGGCGGGCCCGUGGUGCGGCGCGUGUCCAAGUCGUCGUGCCGGCAGCGCGCGCGCACGGCGCCCGGCGCGCCCGCGCACCACAACGCCGCCACCGCCGAGGAGGUCGCCUUCAGCCGCCUCAUGGCCACGCUCUCCGUGCUCUUCAUGAUCUGCUGGAUGCCGCAGAUGCUGACGUCGGCGCUGCACCUGGGGCUGGGCGCGCGGCCCUGGCUGAAGCCGCUGUCCAUGCUGUCGGACAUGCUGAUGCUGCUCAACUACGUGCUCAACCCCAUCCUGUACGUGCUCAUGCGCCAGCACAAGCGCUGGUCGCUCACCAAGCUGUGCCACUCCAUCGCGCACUGCUUCAAGCGGAGUCACAAAACGUCGACGGAGUCGGUGUCGAUGAAGACGUCGUGCUGCCCGCAGGAGACGGUGAUGGUGAGCGACAGCUCGGGCGCCGAGCUGCGGCCGCUGCGUGCGCCCGUGCUCGACUGACGGCCCGCCCCCGCCCGCUCCCCGCGCGCCUGGCCACCCUCCCGUGCUCUAUGUCAAUACAUUCAUGAGAACAAUCAGCAGUGAUGUGAGAGGAGUCCGUUAUGUCUUCGUACAGUCAGCAUGACGUGGUGUGACACAAGCGAGUGCUAUGCGAGCGAGUUAUUCCGCUGUGCACCAGUGUGAACAAGUGCUCGUCUCCGCUGCAUCGUAUAAUAAAAAUAAGUACAAAUUGUGUUGCAUUUCACACAGUACUUUAAGACCAAACACCGUUUUUGUCUGACUUAUUAUAUUGAACGUAUUAGCGCCAGCUAAGCCCUCUAGUGAUAAAAGGUUGAUGAAAAAUAAUUGACCAUAUCAAUUAUACUGACGGGAAACUAUGGUUCUGUCUUAAAGUAGGUACCUACACUAGUACCGGGACUUUUCGCACUGUUAAACUUCUAAUUAAGGUAUUGUAUAGUAAAGUUUAUUAAUAAGUAAUGUUAAAAACCGUAAAGAUAAUUAAAUACGUACAUAAUGAAUGUACUUAACACAAAGUUAAAUGGUUUAGACCGACUAUAUGUAUUUCUGUAAUACGACGAUACAAGUGUGGAUGUGCAAAGCUAGUCAUUAAAAGUUACCCAAUAUGUUAUAAAUUCUUUGUACAUAAUCAAAAAUGUCAAUGAAAUGUUCUAUAACAAAUGUUAUGAAAGAUCACUUUCACCCCCCAACGAAUAAAUAACUACCUAUAGAUAGGAUUAAGUUAUUUAAGUAAAUGUGUGUAUAAAUAGAAAUAUUUUAGAGUAAUUUAUAGAUGAUACCUAGGUACCUAUGUUGUAUUAAUAAUUAUAAAAAGUACAUUAACGUUCAUGUACUUUACUCCACCACGUAUUACAUUAUUAGCAUUCUUAAUUAUAAUCGCUUGUGCUGACAAGUGAUUUUAAUUAUAUUAUAGUAAUCUAAAAUCAAUGCUUAUCACAUUUACAAUAACUCUGGCAACUGGGUCCUUGCCCACAAACUUCAUUUACUUGGGACGUAACACUUGUCAAAUCAAAUCAUUUAUUUUUAUUUAAUUUAGGCCUUUUAAUUUCCCCUAUUGUAAUCGUCUAUGUAUUCUGUCGUACGUUCGCUAUUCGAGUACCUACUCUUUGUAUAUACCUACGUCCUUCGUAAUCCCUCACACAUGCAUAUUGGAUGGAUGUGCCCCAAGCCACCUAACUAGGUACCUAUAUAAAAUGAAAUGAAAUCGUUUAUUUUGCUAGUUGGACACUACAUCACUUUUACACUUCAUUUUAAGAACGCUGGGGUUGGCAUUUCCUAACUGACUGAUCCCUGAGAAGAAACGCCGAAACAAACUCAAGGGUUAUAUUCUUUUUAUAGUAUGGCUAUAAGUUUAUACGCCUACGUUAUUUAUUACACAGGAUAGACUGCUUAAAAGGAGGCAUCUAGACCAUCAGUGCUAUCUUUAGGCCUACCAUUUUAUGUCACAGUCCUGUGUAUUGUAUCAUCUCGUGACGGUGCUAAUGGACAACGUCAUGGAGUGGGUAUAAUUGUGCGUGCAGAUAACUUUCUUGUACCUUUACAACGUUUUAUUUAAGUAAGUACAUACCUUAAAGUACGAUGUUCAAGUAACCUAAGAAAAUAAACGAAACGUGUGUACCUACUGAUCGGCUACAUUUGUAAUACUCAUUGUAAGAUACUGUUCAAGUGUGAAAUAAUUUGUAUUAUUCUCAUAACGAUGUAGCUACUGUUGGAUUAUGGUUACGAUCGCUUAUAGAGUGACUUGUGUAUACCUUUCUAUUAUAAAAUGACAAAGAUGCACAUAGCUUUAAUAGUUAUAAUUUUACUAAGAUAAUCCGUCUGAAUAAUAUUACCUAUUAAUAAAAAAUAUCUAUGAUGCAUUA
This is a messenger RNA of Helicoverpa zea (corn earworm), 3412 nucleotides long. Its product is annotated as prostaglandin E2 receptor EP1 subtype. Gene Ontology annotation, cellular component: plasma membrane. Bases 291 to 1532 code for a protein of 413 amino acids. Gene Ontology annotation, molecular function: G protein-coupled receptor activity. Gene Ontology annotation, biological process: adenylate cyclase-activating G protein-coupled receptor signaling pathway; positive regulation of cytosolic calcium ion concentration; inflammatory response. Lineage: Eukaryota; Metazoa; Arthropoda; Insecta; Lepidoptera; Noctuidae. The record is from RefSeq and is a predicted model, not a curated record. The transcript is spliced from 7 exons.